CGCAGUUUAGUUGAGAACAAGUAUGGCUUACCGGCUGGGGUGGGCGGCGGCUCGAGGGUCUCCUUUCUUGGCCGCUCUGUGGAGAAGCCGCUGCCGAGGGCUCCGGGGCCUGACGCCCGCUCAGCAGUGGCUGAAGAGAGUCCAGCCAAGGCAUAUAGCAUCCUUCCAGCAGCCAUUGUGUUCAAAGUCACCUGAAGACCCUCUUCGUUCCAAAGAUCAGGCGAAAAAUGCUGGCGGAAGCAAUAAUGGAGGAGAAGGUGACCGAGGCAAAAAGGAGGACGAUUCCAGUUGGUGGAGUCGUGUGCAGAAGGGAGAGUUCCCAUGGGAUAAUAAGAAUUUCCGAUACCUCUUGGUCAUGGGAGCUGGCGUCGUCUCUGGCUUCCUGUAUUUCUAUUGGCAAGAUCCUGGCCGAGAGAUCAGCUGGAAGCACUUUGUGCAAUACUACUUGGCCCGCGGAGUGGUAGAGCGGCUGGAAGUGGUGAACAAGGAGUUUGUGAGAGUGUUUCCGGUCCCCGGGGCCACUUUUGAGAAGUACGUCUGGUUCAACAUUGGCAGUGUGGAUACGUUCGAACGGAACUUAGAGGCUGCCCAACAAGAGCUGGGCAUUGACAUGGCGCACCAGGUCUCAGUGGUCUACAGCACGGAGAGUGAUGGCUCCUUCCUGGUGGGCCUGGUGCCCACUCUGGUACUGGUGGGUUUCCUGCUCUUUACUCUGAGGCGAGGACCCAUGGGUGGUAGGGGCCGAGGGCCCGGGAGCCUCUUUAGCCUGGCCGAAACCACGGCCAAGGUCCAGCAGGGCAACACUCAGGUGCAGUUCAAGGACGUGGCUGGCUGCGAGGAGGCCAAGCUGGAGAUCCUGGAGUUCGUCAACUUCCUGAAGAAUCCCAAGCAGUACCAGGAGCUGGGGGCCAAGAUCCCAAAGGGAGCAAUGCUGACCGGUCCCCCAGGAACAGGCAAGACCCUCCUGGCCAAAGCGACCGCAGGAGAAGCCAACGUGCCUUUCAUCACUGUCAAUGGCUCUGAGUUCCUGGAGAUGUUUGUGGGCGUUGGACCGGCCAGAGUGCGGGACAUGUUUGCCUUGGCCCGAAAGAAUGCCCCCUGCAUCCUAUUCAUCGACGAGAUUGACGCUGUUGGGAGGAAGCGGGGCCAGGGACACUUUGGGGGGCAAAGUGAGCAGGAAAACACCCUCAACCAGCUGCUGGUGGAGAUGGAUGGGUUCAACAACAGCACAAAUGUUGUGAUCCUAGCCGGCACCAACAGGCCGGACGUUCUGGAUCCAGCAUUGAUGCGACCAGGACGCUUUGACCGCCAAAUUUAUAUUGGCCCACCAGACAUCAAAGGCAGAGCAGCUAUCUUCAAAGUCCACCUCCGACCUCUCAGGCUGGAUGCGGGUAUCAGCCGAGACGCUCUGGCUAGGAAGAUGGCUGCCCGGACGCCCGGAUUCACAGGGGCUGAUAUCGCCAAUGUGUGCAACGAGGCUGCCUUGAUUGCCGCGCGACACGCCAGCCCCACUGUGGAUGAGAAGCACUUUGAGCAGGCCAUCGAGAGAGUCAUUGGGGGGCUUGAGAAGAAGACUCAGAUUCUGCAGCCGAAUGAGAAGGCAGUGGUGGCAUACCACGAGGCAGGACAUGCCGUGGUUGGGUGGUUCUUGGAGCAUGCAGACCCCUUGCUCAAGGUGUCUAUCAUCCCCCGAGGGAGGGGCCUAGGCUAUGCGCAAUACCUGCCCCGGGAGCAAUUCCUCUACACCCGGGAGCAACUCUUCGACCGGAUGUGCAUGAUGCUGGGAGGCCGCGUGGCCGAGCAGCUCUUCUUCGGGCGGAUCACCACCGGGGCCCAGGACGACCUUCGGAAGGUGACCCAGAGUGCCUACGCCCAGGUGGUGCAGUUUGGCAUGAGUGAGAGACUGGGACAGGUCUCCUUCGACCCCCCGCAUCAAGGCGACCUGACUCCCGAGAAGCCGUACAGUGAAGCCACGGCAGAGCUGAUCGAUGAGGAAGUCCGCUCUUUGAUCACGGCAGCCUAUGAAAAGACCCAGGCCCUCCUGACACGAUGCAGGGACCAGGUGGAAAAGGUCGGGAAGCGUCUCCUGGAGAAGGAGGUGCUGGAGAAAGCCGACAUGGUGGAGCUGCUGGGCCCAAGGCCCUUUGCGGAGAAGUCCACCUACGAAGAGUUUGUGGAGGGAACCGGGAGCCUAGAGGAAGACACCUCCCUUCCCGAAGGAUUGAAGGAUUGGAACCACCAGCGGAAGGAGGAAGAGGAGGAGGAGCAAGAGGAGGGCCAAGGACAGAGGAGCCAGGAGAAGGCCUCGUAGAGCCAAAAAGGUCCUAUUGUUGGUAUGGAGCAUUGGAGCCUGUCUUCUCCAAGCCUUGACCUCAGGUACAAAGGAUGCCUUGAUGGGUUGAUCAGAAGUUGGCCCAAAACACUUCCUCCUUUGCUGUCGGGUUUCUCUUGAAUCGAGCAACGACUUGAAGGCCUUUUCCUGCAAAUAUGCAAAUAUGGUGAUGGAAGUGGAAAAGCAGGUGCCUCUCCCUGCAGCAGACUGGUUUACUCAUUACUUAGUGUACUCAGGGGGAAGAAGUACAGCCAAUGGCAUGCUCUUCUAUGACACUGUUCCUCCUCUUUGGGACUUUGGGUUCCCUAUGGACUCAGUGCCUUCGCUGUAGGUACUUUUCUGCCCAUCAGCCUCAACCUACACUCAAAAGUAUACAAGUGAUGGGCCCUUUGAAGCCAAACCAGGGAGUGGACACACCUUAUGGGAUCUCUUCUGUGGUGAUGCUGCUGAAUAUUUCUUUUUGCAGGAACAUGCAAGGGAUGAGCACAGGUAGGGAGGGGGCCAUCACUGGUGCUAUUUCAAUGGGUGCUACUUGACAUGAUGUGGCCCAGCGGGUUCUAGCAGCAGCUGCUCUUAGCAUGACAAUCACACAAUGCUCAUAGACGUAGAAUAAUAGGCCCACAGAAGUGGAAGAGAGACCACAAGGGCAUUACCUCAAAGAUGCAGAAUUAGGAAACACAAAAAGUACAGAGGGACCCCAGGGACCAUCUAGUCCAGUGUUUCUCAACCUUCCUAAUGCUGCAACCCCUUAAUACAAUUCCUCAUGUUGUGGUGACUCCCAACCAUGAAAUUAUUUUAGUUGCUACUUCAUAACUCUAAUCUUGCUACUGUUAUGAAUCGUAAUGUAAAUAUCUGAUAUGCAGGAUGGAUUUUCAUUCACUGGACCAAACUUGGCAUGAAUACUCAAUAUGCCCAAAUGUGAACACUGGUGGAGUUUGGGGAAAAUAGACCUUGACAUUUGGGAGUUGUAGUUCCUGGGAUUUAUGGUUCACCUCCAAUCAAAGAGCAUUCUGAACUCCACCAACAAUGGAAUUGAACCAUACUCGGCACACAAAACUCCCAUGACCAUCAGAAAAUACUGGAAGGGUUUGGUGGGCCUUGACCUUGAGUUUUGGAGUUGUAGUUCAUCUACAUCAAGAGAGCACCGUGGACUGAAACAAUGAUGGAUCUGAUAAUUGAGCAAGCUUGUUAGAGCUUCUGGGAGUUGGAGGCCCAAACAGCUGGAGGGCCACAAUUUGAGGGCUCCUGGUGUAAGCUCUCAAAUCUUCAUUCCCCAGAACGAAAUCUAUGCUGCUCCCUUCGCCGUUUUUUGUCUCCUAGACCUUUUUGGCCACCUACCUCUUCCUGACUUGGAUUGUGGCCAUUUGGAGGGGCCUGGCCUGCCAGAAGUCCAGCUCGCUUCCAUACCAGUGAUUCGGCAGAAAAAUAGUGUAGUGACUCAGCAGAACUCUGUCAGCCUUUGGAAAGGCAUUGCCUGCUGCAUUCAUAGAACCAUAGAAACAUAAAAUAAUAGAGUUGGAAGGGACCACAUGGAACACUUAAUCCAACCUCCUGCCAUUCAGGGAUCUAAAGGGGGGAUCCUGGCUACCUUUUAUUCCUUUCCAGGAACCCACAUUUCCCCAUUCUCUGGAAGUUCCAGUCUGCAGUACUUGAGGAAAAGAGACCAAGUCCAAUCUUGUGCAUGUGCCUUCAUGUCACUCAUGAACAUACAAAUUUCACAGGCUUUUCUUAGGCAAGGAAUACCCAGAUAUAGCUUUUCCAGUUCCUUCCUCUGAAAUAAGAGCCUAAAGCACCUGGGAUUGGUUGAUGAGCCUCAUCCAAGUACAAACCAGGGCUGGACCUGCUUAACUUGCAAGACCAGAAGGAAUCUGGUACCUUUAGAGUAUUUAGGCAGCUCUUUUAGAGCAGUGUUUCUCAACCUUCCUAUUGCUGUGACCCCUUAAUACAGUUCCUCAUGUUGUGGUGACCCCCAACCAUAAAAUUAUGUUCAUUGCUACUUCAUAACUCUAAUUUUGCUACUGUUACGAAUCAUAAUGUAAAUAUCUGAUAUGCAGGAUGUAUUUUCAUUCACUGGACCAAAUUUGGCACAAAUACCCAAUAUGCCCAAAUUUGAAUACUGGUAUGUGUGUCGGGAGGAGGGGGGGAUUGAUUUUGUCAUUUGGGAGUUGUAGUUGCUGAGAUUUAUAGUUCACCUACAAUCAAAAAGCAUUCUGAACACCAUCAGUGAUGGAAUUGAACCAACCUUGGCACACAGAACUCCCAUGACCAACAGAAAAUACUGGAAGGUUUGAUGGGCAUUUACCUUGAGUUUUGAAGUUGUAGUUCACCUACAUCCAGAGAUCUGGACCAAACUCAAUAUGCCCAAAUAUGAACACUGGUGGAGUUUGGGGAAAAUAGGCAAUCAGUGAGCAUUCUGAACCUCACCAACGAUAGAAUUGGUCCAAACUUCCCACACAGAACCCCAUGACCAACAGAAAACACUGUUUCCUGAUGGUCUUUGGCGACCCCUCUGACACCCCCUUGCGACCCACCCAGGGGUCCCAACCCCCAGGUUGAAAAACAUUGUUUUAGCGGAAUCUAUUGCCAACACAUUGCCCUGUUUUUCUAUGUCUCUCACACAGGGCUUCCUCCCCCUUUUCAUUAUUUGCACACUUUCUUCAAAUUUAGUCCUGUGUAAAUAUUGUGUCAGUCGCAUUCAGGCAUUCUUUCCUCCCCAAAAAGUAAAGUCUACCAUUUGCAAAAGGAAGAA
Messenger RNA from Anolis sagrei ordinatus, 5081 nucleotides. RefSeq names its product mitochondrial inner membrane m-AAA protease component AFG3L1-like. The record is from RefSeq and is a predicted model, not a curated record. NCBI's taxonomy places the organism in Eukaryota, Metazoa, Chordata, Lepidosauria, Squamata, Anolidae. Gene Ontology annotation, molecular function: metalloendopeptidase activity; ATP hydrolysis activity; zinc ion binding. Gene Ontology annotation, biological process: mitochondrial protein processing. Gene Ontology annotation, cellular component: m-AAA complex; membrane.